Messenger RNA from Gaeumannomyces tritici R3-111a-1, 819 nucleotides. RefSeq lists its product as hypothetical. NCBI's taxonomy places the organism in Eukaryota, Fungi, Ascomycota, Sordariomycetes, Magnaporthales, Magnaporthaceae. Gene Ontology annotation, biological process: proteolysis. Gene Ontology annotation, molecular function: serine-type endopeptidase activity. The coding region runs from base 1 to 819 and encodes 272 amino acids. The transcript is spliced from 3 exons. The record is from RefSeq and is a predicted model, not a curated record.
AUGAGCUUCACGACUCUGGAAAGUACAGAGGAGCUGAAGGCUCAGAUGCAAAACGCCACCCGAAAAAAAAACAUCGUCAUGAUCUGCAGCACCCACGAUGAGGGAUCGAGGGUGGCCAAGGCAUAUCCGGCCGACUUGUCGACGGAAUCGAAGCUGGUCAUCGCCGCCUGCGACAAGUACGGCAAGCUGUGGCGGGACGUGGACCCGCGCAAGUACGACUACAAGGUUGACGGGGUCGGGGUGCCCGCGGGCGUCAUCCCGUUCCUCGAGUCGAUGGACCGCAUCUCGGGCAGCUCCGUGGCGACCGCCCUGGUGGCCGGCCUGACCUCGCUAAUCCUGUCGUGCCACCGGCUGGCCCACCCGGAGAGCCCGCGGCCAGCGCAGGCCCGUCAGUUCGCGUCUGCCGACCAAAAGAGCCAGGAGCCAAUCGGCAUCGUCACGAAGCACCUGGAUGACAUGUCUCCAACCAAAUCGGAGCAGCCCGGGUUCCUCUUCCUCGAAAGGUUUGCCGGGAUCGACGACAUGAUCAAGGUGGGCGAUGACGUCGACGCAGAGACGGUCCUGAGGAAAGCGUUUGGGAUGAUGUCUUUAUUAAACCUCACGUCGGAGUGGACGGGGACGUUGGGAUCCCCAGAUACCGAUGAAGACCUCGCUUCUCUCAGAGUAACAUCUCGUAACGGCCCUACGCCCUGGGGUGUGGCAGUUGCGAAAACCAUCCGGUUAAUAUGGUUUUCUUCGAAGUUUUUUUCCGCACCCCAUACGGGGGAUCGAACCCGUGCUCCCAAAUCUGUUAAAUUAGGGCUCAACGGCUACGGUUAA